CUUUUUUUCUUGAAAAUUCAACUACUUAGUUAAAUUUGAACUAGUUCCUUAAUCCAUAAUCGUGUUUUCGAAAUAGUAUCAAUUAAAGUGGUGUCAUCGCUCAAAAAAAGUGUCAAAGAGUGUCAAUAUUGCACCAAAUGUCCAGAUUGUCUCGGAUGACGUUUUUGUCAACAUCAUAAAAGGAUGGCUGAAUAUUUAGCAUCGAUUUUCGGUACCGAAAAGGAUAAAGUAAACUGUUCUUUUUACUUCAAGAUUGGAGCUUGCCGUCAUGGCGAUCGAUGCUCUCGUAUUCACAACAAACCAACUUUCAGCCAGACGUGCCUUCUGCAGAAUUUGUACGUCAACCCCCAGAAUUCGGCAAAGAGUGCGGAUGGCUCCCAUUUGGUUUCCAACGUCUCUGACGAGGAAAUGCAGGAGCACUACGACAACUUUUUUGAGGAUGUCUUCCUCGAGUGCGAAGAAAAAUAUGGGGAAAUUGAAGAAAUGAACGUGUGUGACAAUCUUGGUGAUCAUCUCGUCGGGAAUGUUUAUAUCAAAUUUCGAAGAGAGGAAGACGCUGAGAAAGCAGUAAAUGAUUUAAAUAAUCGUUGGUUUGGUGGACGACCAGUUUAUGCUGAACUUUCACCUGUGACCGAUUUCAGGGAAGCUUGCUGUCGCCAGUAUGAAAUGGGAGAGUGCACAAGAUCUGGAUUCUGCAAUUUCAUGCACAUCAAGCCAAUUUCGCGAGAACUUCGUCGUUACAUCUACAGUCGAAAGAAGGGGGGAAGCAAGAAAUCGCGAUCUCGAUCAAAAUCGCGUGGUCGGAGUGAGAAAAAGCGCAGAUCCCGCUCUCGAGGAAAGUCUAGAUCCAGGGAACGUCGCAGAUCCGGCAGAUACUAAAUGACAAAGGCUGAUCAAUUUUCAGUUAUAUUUUCUCCUCAAACCUUUGUAAAUAUGUUAAAAUUGUUGAAACAAAUAUCCCGAUAUUUGUGUGACUCACUUCCAUACUUGAUCAGUAUGACAAAAUGAAUCUGUGUCUAGUUUUCCUGAAAUCUACACAUAAAUUGAAAUUUUCAUUUUGUUAGGUAAACGUAAUUGCUAUUGUCUACAUUUUUUAAAAAUGCAAUAAAGUAAUCAUGCCUUUUGAUGACAAAAA
Messenger RNA from Belonocnema kinseyi, 1135 nucleotides. Its product is annotated as splicing factor U2af 38 kDa subunit-like. Gene Ontology annotation, biological process: mRNA splicing, via spliceosome. Gene Ontology annotation, cellular component: U2AF complex; spliceosomal complex. Gene Ontology annotation, molecular function: pre-mRNA 3'-splice site binding; metal ion binding. The record is from RefSeq and is a predicted model, not a curated record. Lineage: Eukaryota; Metazoa; Arthropoda; Insecta; Hymenoptera; Cynipidae. Bases 184 to 879 code for a protein of 231 amino acids. The transcript has 6 exons.